This is a messenger RNA of Colletotrichum orchidophilum, 348 nucleotides long. RefSeq lists its product as uncharacterized. Lineage: Eukaryota; Fungi; Ascomycota; Sordariomycetes; Glomerellales; Glomerellaceae. The transcript has a single exon. The record is from RefSeq and is a predicted model, not a curated record. The coding region runs from base 1 to 348 and encodes 115 amino acids.
AUGGAAUACCGCGCCAUCGUUCUCUGUUUCCGGCUCUUGGCCGUCGUUGCCACAAUCUUGCUGUGGGGAGUUUCCCUCGCCAACGGCACCGUCAAGGCUCUUCUGCUCGCAGUAUGGCACGGUCGACUUAGCAACGAAAUACCUUUGAGAAUGUCCUACAUGGGGCUUCCACCAGUGGAUCUUCUCAUCUCUCGCUUAGUGGCAUUCUUUUUCUAUGGUACCAACAGCUAUGACGAGGGGUAUCAACUGUUCCUAGUCGACGCCUAUUCUACUCUACAGUCUGCCUUUGUUUGGCUCUACGUUGAGAGUCUCCGACCGGGUGUCAAGCCGUACUGGAUAUCUAGAUAA